UAAAAAUUAAGUUUGACAUUGUCAUAAUAUUGAUAUCGGAUCCUGAAUAAAAAUUUAUAUACAAAAAUGCAGUCUAGUUGAUUUCUAUAAGUUUUCCCAUUGCAUUCGGUUAACCUCAUACUUUCAGUUACUUAAUGUAGCCAUAUAAAACACCCGGGUUUUCAACUCGGCAAACGCGUUCACAUUGUGAUUAAUUAAUUUUUGAGGUAUAACUAUAGUAUUCAGUUUUUUGUUUUGUUCAAAAGAUGUCGUCUACUGCUGAACCGAAAUUAUCUAAAUUAGACCAUCGGCUACAGGCUGCCAUCAGUGGACGACGUUUUUAUGAAGCUCAUCAGUUAUACAAAACAAUACACUUCCGUUGUAUUAUGCGAAAAAACUAUCAAGAAGCGCUAAAAUAUCUUAAAUCUGGUUCUGAAUUUCUACUCGAUAAUGAACAAUGGGAAAGUGGGACAGAAUUAGCCUGCCUUGUCCUAGAUGUAUACAGUCAGAGUGGAUCACUUCUAACUGAAUCACAUUUAGCCGAAGUGUGUGAACUAUUAAUCCGAAUGACACCUGGUGAAGAAAGAACCCGAUUUAUCAGUAAAGCACUACAAUUACUUCAAAAACAAAAAGAUCUCUUGGCUAGUUUCAAUGGUUAUUUAGCUCGUGUCUUAUGGCAAGAAGGAUCAUUUAGUGAGGCAAGACUACGCAUUAUGCUAUCAUCGAAUGGUUAUGCAGCUGGUAGUUUUCUUGUCGCAUUACACCAACGCUAUGGAUUACGAUCAGAGAUUGAUUUGUUUAUUGCACAAGCUGUUCUCCAAUUUCUUUGCAUGAAACAGACCACUGUAGCGAUUAUUACAUUUUACACCUAUACAAGAGGACAUCCUCGAUUAGAGCCGGGACCACCGUUUACACACUUUCCAUUACUUAAUUUUCUAUGGUUUCUUAUGUUAGCCAUUGAAAAGAAGUGUAGUCUAGCGGUGUUUUCUGUCCUGUGUGAAAAAUACAGUCCACAGUUGAAUAGAGAUUCAUCGUAUGUAAAGUAUUUAGAUAAAAUUGGUCAAUUAUACUUUGGUGUAAAACCGCCAACCAAUGAAAUGAAUAAUUUUUUCUCACGAAUUAUGCAAAUGUUUAAUGAUGGUGGUGAUAAACUCGACGAUUCAAUGCUAAAUGAAGGGUCAAGUUGUUAUGCUGCAUUAAAUAAUAUCAAUGAUGUAAAUUCAUCACCGGAUGAAAUGUGUUUUGAAGAUGUGGAUUAAGCACCUCUCUUCUCUGUCUCUAUUUAUUCCUAUCUAGUUAAUACACAGUGCCUUUCAGUUAACAAUGGAUAACAUAUAUAUAUGAAACAACAUCUCGUUUCCUUUCUUUUUUGUAUAACUGGAUGAAGUGAUUACACACAACUCGACCUUCUCCUAUAUGCCUACUUUCUUUAUUGGCGAUAAUAGACGCGCGGCGAGAGUGGCCGGAGGAGGUCAACUUGUCUUGUUUUAAGGUUGUGUUUCUGUAAACUGACCGAUACACGAACACCCUGAGGGUUUACUCUCUUCUUCUUCUUCUUGUUCUUAUUCUAAUGGGUAUUUAAUACAUCAAAAAACCCUAGUCUUUGUGGUCAAUUCUAUUCUUUUCUUCAAUCCCUCUUGCCUCUUAUUCUGCUUUCUUCUUGUCUUGUAUUGUCUUGUUUUUCUGUCAUAUUUCUCUUUCGAAAAACAAAAUGCACAAAAUGUUUUCUUGUCUACUAUUUUAAAUAAAUUGAAUUGUGUACAGAUUUUGUAUUAUGGUUUUAAAUUUUGUUUGUUUGUUUGUGAUUGUAUGUGUUUGUGCAUGUGUGUGAUGCAACUGUUGUAUACAAUUUUUCUAUUGAGUAUUAUCAACGUGUCGAACAGUGUUAGCUGACACUUAUGGUUGGGUUGGGAAAGGAGAUAAGGCCGGUCAGACCAGAUCAAUGUUCUGGACUGUUGGUUUGAGCCAGCUGC
This is a messenger RNA of Trichobilharzia szidati, 1952 nucleotides long. The record is from the annotation of a GenBank genome assembly. Lineage: Eukaryota; Metazoa; Platyhelminthes; Trematoda; Strigeidida; Schistosomatidae.